This is a messenger RNA of Pseudozyma flocculosa PF-1, 468 nucleotides long. RefSeq lists its product as uncharacterized. The transcript has a single exon. Bases 1 to 468 code for a protein of 155 amino acids. The record is from RefSeq and is a predicted model, not a curated record. Lineage: Eukaryota; Fungi; Basidiomycota; Ustilaginomycetes; Ustilaginales; Ustilaginaceae.
AUGCGGCGAGGCACAACCUCUUCUUCACCAGACCCAACGCUAGCGGGAAGCAGAAGGUCUGCAACGUCCUGCAGGGCGGCGAACGCGGCCGGGGCGUCUUCGCCAACUUUGAUUGCUGGCCCAACCCGAAGCACAUCCAGGCGCCGCACUGCUCCCUCGACGAACGGAGGUUCUGCAACAUCUGUCGCCAGCUCAACAGCGAUUGCCUGGACUAUCCCCCUUCUUAAGGCUAAGAAAUUUCGUCAGUGGGUGAAUCGAGAGUCUUCGUCGAGCGCCUCGCGUCCAAGCCUAGCGCUCCGAACGCCCGUUCGUCGACGUGGCAUGCUCUUCGACCCAUCUCGCCGCCGAGUCAACCACCUUUUCCUCUCUUCCAUCACCUUUCCCCUCCCUGCCGCCGUUCCCCCGUACGCCGGCAGUCCGUUCUUCGCCCGCCCUUAUUCCCUUCGCAAACCCCCAUUCCCCGCCUGA